Molecule: messenger RNA, 2002 nt
Organism: Anolis sagrei ordinatus
Lineage: Eukaryota; Metazoa; Chordata; Lepidosauria; Squamata; Anolidae
Gene: CD5
Product: CD5 molecule
Biological process (GO): T cell costimulation
Cellular component (GO): plasma membrane
Source: RefSeq, a predicted model, not a curated record
UUCCCCACAGCAGGCAGCAGAAGUCUCAGGGACACAAAAGAGCUGCCUGUUUAUGAUUGAAUGAAGAGGACCGUACCCAUGAACGUCAAGCAUCUUUUCGCCUUGAUUGCAGUGAUGUUGAUGAGGAUGUGGGGAGUCAUUUGUAGCAGCAAAGAAAUGAAAAGCCCUGAAGCGCGGAAUGUGAGACUUGAUGGGACUGGCUCCAGAUGUUCUGGGUGGCUGAAGGUGCUUCACGAAGGCAAAUGGAAGAGAAUUUCUAGCUUACAUUGGUCACCACAGAGUACAGAACAAGCCUGUCAACAACUUCACUGUGGUGUCCCCUUGGGAACCCUGACACCAUUUUCUAAAGAACCAGAAAAGCAAGAAGUUUGCCUGGAGUGCCAAGCAAAUGCAACCUUCAAGAACUGCAUAUGGACCGAAUCCAACUGCACUCAGCUUCAGGGUGUGGCCCUGGUUUGCCAAGAACCUAUACAGAUGUCCACUGUACAACCAGAACCAACAACAACAACACUCAAGACUACUUCAAACCCCACUGAUGCUCCAGUAAUAAGGCUAGAAGAUGGAACUGCAUUGUGCUCUGGGGCUGUGGAGCUGGACUUUGGAGGUCGCUGGGAGAUGGUUUGCCUGGGCCUACAGGGACUAUGGAAGGAGCUGGCACCCAGGGUCUGCCAAGGGAAAGGCUGUGGAGAUGCAACAGGACCCAAGAAGCUAGACAACAACAAGCCCUUGCUUGCCCACUGGGAGAAAGUGCAGUGUGAGAGGAAGAACUUUAGUUUGGACUGUUUGGACAAGACUAAGGCAUGUUUCACCUUGGUGAAAUGCUCAGGCCAAGAUUUGAAGAGCAAUGCUUCUAGUACAGAAACCAUCCUGGGAAUUCUGCUGGGUCUUGUCCUCACUACAUUCCUUCUGGUUACUUGUGUACUCCCUAUCUAUAAGAAAAUAAUGAAGAAAUAUUUCAAGAAGAGGCAACACCAAUGGGUUGGUCCAAAUGCAGUAAACCAAAAUGUUUCAUUCCAUCGCAACAGCUCUGCCAGCUUCCACCCACAUCAAGGCCAGGUUGUUCAGGAAGAAGACAACAGAGCCUUAAAGAAAACUUAUCUCUCACCCUACGCAGCUCUAGAAGGGGCAACAAUCACAAAUAUCAACCCUCUGGACGUUUCCUCUGACAGCGAUUAUGACUUAUCUUCUGCCCAGCGGCUAUAAAAUAUGACAGGAAUAAGGAGAAUGUGGUAAAAAGGAAAAAAAUGAGUAAGCAAAACAAAAAUCCUGUUUUUCACUGGUAUGAAACAUCACAAGCCAGCUUCAAGAAAUAAUUAACUUAUUGUUCUGCAUUCAUAGGGAUGUGAUGGCAAUAGUAGUGCACUUCUUUUUCCUACAGUUGGGAAGAAGAGGGAUCUCAACUCCCAGUCACUGUUUAUUGCUCCUCUCUAAAUAUAAAUCUCAAGUACUGAAAUUCUGCCGAGUAUCUUUAUCUGACAUAGUUGCAGGGAUCAAAAUUUCCCAUUGGCAAUAAUUUACAAAAUUAUAAAUGCUGCCUAGUAAAUAACCAGAAGCUCCUAAUUUGGAUACACUAAAAUUAAAGUAUAAUUAAAAUACUGUAGUUCUUGGUAAACAUGAACUAGGAAGGAGCUCUGACAUGCUCAGUAGCCAUGCAUGCAUAUGUGCAUGGUUUUUACAGGUAGCAGUGUGCACUAGAUGAUCCAAGUAGCUCAAUCAGAAAGAAAUGAAAACAAUUGGAAAAGCUGUAAUGGGAAAUCAAUUAAGGUCUAUUUUUGGAAUGUGUCAGAUCAUGAAAAAGGAGGAAUAUGAGAUAAUGGGGCAGCACCCUUUAAGACUGAUUUUGAUUUUCACAUGGUUAUACACACACACACACACACACACAAUCUUCAGCUGUAGUAUUGAGUUGAAGGGUGUGUCUGUGACCAAUAUCCUGUUGCACAAAGUACUGUUUAUUAUUUGUACAUUAUAGAUCUACCGUCAUACAGGGAAGGAUUAAUAUAAA